Triplophysa rosa is the source of this 4385-nucleotide messenger RNA. RefSeq names its product solute carrier organic anion transporter family, member 2B1 (gene slco2b1). The record is from RefSeq and is a predicted model, not a curated record. NCBI's taxonomy places the organism in Eukaryota, Metazoa, Chordata, Actinopteri, Cypriniformes, Nemacheilidae. Gene Ontology annotation, cellular component: membrane. The transcript has 15 exons. Gene Ontology annotation, molecular function: bile acid transmembrane transporter activity; protein binding. Gene Ontology annotation, biological process: bile acid and bile salt transport; sodium-independent organic anion transport; transmembrane transport. Bases 198 to 2135 code for a protein of 645 amino acids.
AUUGCGCAGUCUGGAAAGCCCGCCCGCUCAUACAAGAAGCUGGGUAAGUUGUCUUUAGCUUCCUCAUAGUGAAAGUAGGACAAACUUUCUCCAACUCUUCAGUCACAGCAAGUAAAUGUGUGGGCAUCUUAUGAAAAUACGCAAGGACAGCUAUUGAACUCCAGGGAAACACACAGACAGUGAGGCCUCAUAGAUCAAUGGGUCUUUUUAACAAUAUCAAGUUUUUUGUACUGUGUCAUGGAAUGCUCCAGCUGGCUCAGCUCAUGGUGUCUGGCUAUCUGAAGGGCUCCAUAACCACCAUCGAGAAAAGAUAUGGAUUUUCCAGUCAGAAAUCAGGACUGCUGGCUGCUUUCAAUGAGGUGGGGAACACGGUUCUUAUCGUGUUUGUGAGUUUCUUUGGGAGCAGGGUUCAUCGGCCGAGAUGUAUUGGAAUUGGAGCUUUGUUCGCAAGUCUGGGAGUGUUUCUUAUAUCGCUGCCCCACUUUAUUAGUGGAGAGUAUGAUUAUACAGGUUCUGGAAGCAAUGGCAUAAACAACAGCUCCGGCCUUUGUCAGUCAGAGAGAAUUCUCCCAAAUGAAGCGUCCAAUCAGACGUGCAAUCAAGAAAAAGCCAACGCCCACCUAGGAGUGUAUCCAAUCCUUCUAAUGGGCCAGUUACUGUUGGGUAUUGGCGGAGUCCCCAUCCAACCGUUUGGGAUUUCCUACAUAGAUGAUUAUUCCAAAAAGAGGAAUUCUCCAUUUUACCUAGGAAUACUGUUCGCUGUGACUGUAAUAGGGCCAGCCUUCGGCUACAUCAUGGCAUCAUUCAUGCUCCGUUUCUUUGUUGACAUUCACAAGAUGAAUGAAAUCAACUUUAAUAAUAAAGAUGCCAAAUGGGUGGGAGCCUGGUGGCUGGGAUUCCUGGUGGCCGGGACGAUACUUUUCCUAACAUCUUUGCCAUACAUGUUUUUCCCAAGGAAGAUGACCAAAGAGGAAACCAUAGAGGUCUCUGCAGAACCAUCAUCUGAGAAAAUGAUAGAGGACAAGAGACCCAAAACUGAUACAAUGGAAGACAUGUCGCUCACCGAGUUCCUAAAAAGCUUCCCCAAAAUUUUAAUGAGAACUUUACGGAACCCAAUUUACCUGUUGGUAGUGCUGGCUCAGGUAAACCUGGCUGCCAUGGUAGCGGGACUGGCCACUUUUAUGGCCAAAUUCAUAGAGAAGCAGUUCAAACAGACGACCUCUGAUUCUGCAAUGAUGAUAGGUGGUUUGAAUAUUCCCUCAGCCAUGUUAGGCAUUAUGAUUGGAGGAGUUAUCCUGCGCAGACUGAGUCUUUCCGUCAGAUCCUCAGCUUUGAUGUGCACGACAGUGGUUCUUCUCAGUAUUUUCUUUGCCAUUCCACUUCUCUUCCUUGGCUGCCCCACACAGAGAAUUUUUGACAUGGACCGUUUUGGCGGAACGUCCCAACAGUGCUCCUCAUGUUCCUGCUCUACUGACGUUUUCAACCCUGUGUGUGGCUCAGAUGGAGUGGAGUUUCGCUCCCCCUGCCAUGCAGGAUGCAGGAUAGAAAUCAAAUCAGAAACUAAUGAAAUUAAGAACUACACAGACUGUGCAUGUGUGGCCUCGGGAACGUCUCUGGGUUAUGCCACCCAAGGACCAUGUGGAAGUGGCUGCACCAACCUUCUCAUUCCCUUCAUGGUCCUUUCUUCCAUCACUUGCUUUGUGGCUUCUCUUUCUCACACCCCAUCAUUUAUGAUGAUCCUCAGGACUGUGACUCCGCAGGAUAAGUCCUUUGCUUUGGGAAUCCAGUUCAUGCUCUUUAGAGUCCUUGCAUUCCUCCCAGCACCCGUACUGUAUGGUCAUGCCAUUGAUACCACCUGCAUUAAGUGGGGAGAAAAAUGUAACAGGACAACAUCGUGUAUCUACUACGAUUUAGACCAUUUCAGACACAGGUUCCUGGGACUCCAGAUUUUCUUUAUAUGUGGUGGCUUCGUCUCUUUCCUUCUGACGUUUCUGGUGCUUCGAAAGCUUAACUCGACCCAACAGCAGAAUGACCAAAAUAAUGACAAGAGCAAACAUGAAGACAGAGAAAUGAAAGAUGUCAAGCAGCUGUUGAGCUCUUCAAAUGGACGCUGCAGUACACAACGGAGUGUUUAAAGAGUAAAACAGCAGGAAACAGAAGGAUAGGAAUCUCCCUUUAGGGGCUGAAAGGAGAGAAGCGAUAAGAGACAGAUCUUGAGAUCUCUCAGCUCUCCUCUAUAAUCUUAACUGCAUGCAGCUCUUCAAGCUAAGACAGGCCAAGUUGUUGUCAGCAUGUGAACAUCUGUGAAUAGCUGUUUUCUGUGAAACAUCACCGUUCUUCUGCCGAAGAUAUAAGCCAUCACUUUAAAACAUGUUAAUGUGUUUGUAUAACACGUCUUUAUAGAUGUUGUCCGUGAGCGCGGUGUGUUGGGGGGUUUAAAUGACACUUAAUACUGAUGCUGAUAAUGUGAAAACGUUUUAACUCUCGAUUGAGUUUAGACAAGGAGCCAAGUAUAUACUGUAGGGAGUUUUAUUGUUGGUGCCCUUUUUUAUCAAGUACAUAACUGUGAUGUUUUCAUGAUAAAGCUGCUUUUGCUUUUUUAUUAUAACCUAAAUGCACACUAAUAGAGGCAUUCUUCUUUGGUUUCAUUGCAUUUGAAAUAUAUUACAUCACUUUAAAUGUGUCAGUGUAAGCAACAUGUAUUCAUACUGUUAUAUUAAUAUCUUCAUAUGUUUGAUAUGUUUAUAUGUUUGUACAGUUAACAAAUCACAUGAUUACAUGUGAUGUACCUUAAACUUUGCAUAACUAUACGGUUAUGUGUUUUUUUCAACUAUGUAUGAGUUUUAUACGCGAUAACCAACUAAAGCCUACGAAAAUACAAAUCUCAGAUUUCGUUAAUCGUUCAUGUUUUGUUUUGAAGAGGAAGACGUUUAUUAAACACACAUUUACAAGCCGAAUAAUCAAAUGUAAAGUGACAAUUAUAUUUUGGUAAUUGUAAUAAUUGUUUUAUACUUUCAAUCUUUUCUGUCAGAUUACUAUUACAAUUCAACAUUAUGUAAUUGUACUGAAUGUGCUUUUGUUUAAAAUAAAACAUAGACGGGCAUAAAAACUGUGUGUUGGAGGAAAUUAAGCCGCUGGAAUGUUGAGUUAAAGGGGUCAUAUGACAGGGCUAAAACGAAUAUUAUGGUUUGUUUUAGAUGUAAUGCAAUGCGUAUACAUGAUUUAAGGUUCAAAAAUGCUGAAUUUCCACAUAGCGUGCAUGUUUGUAUCUCCUCUUUGCCCCGCAUCUCUGAAACGUGCAGAUUUUUAACAUAGGUGUUCUAUGAUUGGCCAGUUAACCAGUGUGUAGUGAUUGGUCGAAUACUGCAAGCGUGUGAUGGAAAUGUAACGCCUCUUACCAUAUUUGGAACAUACUGACAGUAUUGACUUGCGUAUACAUUUGGGCGGUCUUAGUCAAAUCAUACCAUGAGCUGACGUGGAUUUGUGGGGGUGUGGUUACACGAGGCGUUUCAGGCAGGUCUGGGUGAGCAUUCGCUUUUAGAUAGAAUGCAUCUUUUGUUCCCACACUUUAAUUUGUGCAAUUUUACGUGUCUAAUACAUGCACGGGCAACUUAUAACACACCAAAGACACAGAAAAACACGCCAUAUGAUCCCUUUAAGUCUUUUGGGUUGCAGUGUCAAGUUUUACUUGAUUUGUUGUUUGCUCCUAACAUUUACUCACUAAGCAAGUUUCUUACCUCUAAAAAAUGCUAUACUAGUUUAAAAUCAUAAUAAAAUUAUAUAUUCUUGUGUGGAAGAAGUUUCAAAAUGUCACAUUAAAUGUCAUAUAAUAAUAUUAUUGUUAUAUUACUAUUAUUAUUUUGCUGGCUAAUGAUGUUUAAGUGUUGGAUAAUUGUAAUGGGUACUGUAAUAUGUUGUUAUGAGGUGAAUGGUUAUGGUGAUGUGUUAGAAAUGACCUAACAAAUUUGUUUAAAAUUAUUGUAUGAUGAUUGAGCAACAUUGAUACAGCGUUGAUAAAGGGGUUGUGGAUCCUUUUUAACAACCGUUGACAUCAAAUACCUAAGCAGGAUAGCGGGUGUGAACAACAGCUUCCUGUUCUCAUUCCAGCAUUGAUUAUAGUCUCAUCCUCUUCUUUGUUUAAUGGAUCCAGCCACCUGCAGCAGUUUAUGGAUGCCGGUUAUACGUUUGUGAAUAAACUCUCAAAGCGAACGGAAGACUGCAGGGAGACAAUAUGCACAAUAUCCUCAAAUGUGUUUUGAGAUUCCAGAUUACACCGGAAUGAGUGUUGUUUGUCUGUCUGCCUAAAACACUCCUACAUCUGCACUUUUUAAGUGAUGCGUGUCAUUUUUUUUAAAUUAAAAAUAAAUGUUCCUCUUUCCAUGUAA